CGUUUUCAUCCGAGUUGGUUGCUGCUUUGACAGCGCAGUCGUGCGACGAGAAGUCUUCGCUGAUGGAAGGUGAACCAUCGAAGGACACAGUAGAAAUGAGAAAGCUUGUGCACUCGUUGUCGCCCAGCGUCAACAUUGACAUCCACGACCAACCCCAGCCGGAGCUGGAAACCGUCUCGUCCCGGUCGGACAGCGACGACGACUCGGACGAUGAUGAGUCCAACCUCAUCGACGACAACGAAGCAGACAUGGCCUUGAGCGAAGAAACAUAUCCCCCGACAUGUCUAGCGCAACAGUUGUGGUCACCAUUUCGCAGACUUGUCAUGUUCCCGGCAACCACGUUCAUCAUAUUUGCUAUUACAAACACACUCUUUGUCGGGACAUGGUCCUUCUUUGCUUGGGUUGCGUACCUCAUCACCAAACCUGGCUUGUUUGUGGUUGUGGUGGCGAGCGGCGUGGGCCUCGGUCGCUUCGUCGCCCUCUUGAUCGCGUACCCUGGGCACCUCCGCGUCGUGACUCGGGACUGCGAGCGCAACUUUGCCAAAAUGUGCCAGCGGUGGCUACUGUUAACCGCCGACACCACCGACGACCUCAUCAACUUGCUGCAAUCCCCGGAACCGUGGGACCAGGCGCGCGUGGCCGCUUUCGUGGCCAUCCGAGACGACUAUCGCUCCUGUGUCACCAACAUCAUGACCAUCCUGAGCCGGUCCCUCGAAAUCGUCGACGCGGAAGACACGUUAACACCCGACGGCCGCGCGGUGCUGUCUCGGGCUCGCCUAUACCUUCAAUAUGCCAACGACCUGGAGCCUGCCUUGUUGUUGGCCAUAUCCCGAGAAGCUGGCGCAGCAGCUCCGUCGUUCCACGCGGCCCCACUAGCGACGAUGUUGGUGGCAUUCAAGGCGUGCGUUCAGGACGUCCGAGAUGCUGUCGAACUCAUGGGUGAACCUUCCACGACUCCGACGCGAACAGGGCUAGCGCGACUCGUGAGCGAGCUAUGGCAGUCGCGGCGUCCAUUUGAGAUCGUGGCCAAUCUAAGCCUCAUGCGCGCCGACUUGGCCGCUCGAUACGUACGACGUCCUAUAUCGAUCCAUGACGUCAUCUUGAAAAUCCAGAACGGGCGGCAACUGUGGGUGGACGCCCCCGACGGCCACCGCAUCGACGCCAUGUUCCUCCCCGGGCAUGGCCACUCCAACGCGUCCUCCAACAACGGACGGACGGUGCUUCUGUGUAACCCCAACUGUGGUCUGUACGAAUUUCACCAUUUCCAAUCGGAUUGGAUUCCAUUUUACACCAACCACGGCAUCAACGUGUGCGUGUUCAACUACCGAGGCUACGGUCGAUGCCAAGGCUACCCAUCGCCCCAUGCAAACAACGUUGACGGCAUGGCCAUGGUUCGCCACUUACAAGUCGUGCAAGGGGUCACACGCUUGGCUGUGCAUGGAGAAUCCAUCGGAGGCAUGGUCGCGACGUACGUGGCCAAACAUGCAGCAGACAUUGAGCUGUUGGUAGCCGACCGCACGUUUGCGAAUUUGCCUGCCGUGGCCCAACGGUUGGUUGCGUCGUGGGCUGGCAAGGCACUGACAUGCGUCACUCGGUGGCAGACGGAUAACGUGGCCAAUUACUUGGACGCGCGGUGCCACAAAGUGAUUUGCUGCGACCCAUGCGACGAGAUUGUAUCGGACGCAUCGUCGUUAAAGGCGGGAAUUGCGCUGCGCCUGGAGCUGGGGGACAUGAAGUUGGACGCGCGAGGCCACACGUCAUGUCUUGCACCUCCAUGUCGAUCGUUGCAGGCUCGACACGACUCGACUGCGCUCGUGUCCAGUACCUGCCAAAUGACAGAUAUGUACCAUAUAUUCUGACCACGAGGUUGCCUAGGCAACCCGUUGAAUGAAUCCAGCGUCGAGGAGUUUGCCCUGGCGUUGGAACGCAUUGCGCAGCGUGCGCGGGAGGCCAUGUCGCCCUCCUCUCGAAGCGAUUCGGACGAGAAGCGCAUCGUAGAUGUUUGGAGCGCCGUGGCGUCAGUGGAUGGGCAUUGCGGCCAGAGCUUGUUUUAUGCCUCUGGUACGUACAUACAUGAUGUUCCUGCGCGUGAUGGUUCCCACGUGUCAUGGUGAUGGAGGACGUAGGCGGGGGACUCGAAACGAUCCGAACGUGGAUGGCGUCGCUGCUGGUGUGGGGGCCAUCGCGGGCCCAAAGCCAGGCGGACCACCCGGAGACGGCACCCGAACGGCGUCGGGAUGACUUUGUGACGCCGAUAUCACUGGACCAAGCCCAUGCCGUGCUGUGCAAAGUACGUCCGGAUUCUUUUCCAAUGCUAAUCGUUUGUCCUUAGAUAUUGGACGAUUGCCCGUCGUUCCACGAGGAUGCGGACGUGACGACCUUGGUGGCGAUGGUCGAGUACUUGCAAGAGUCGAUGGCGCUACGGCUGGCCCAGACCACUCCGUCGCACGACAUUGGGCGGUUGGUUCCUUUGAACUGUGGCCACAACGCCAACUUUAGCGAUCGAGAGAAGCAAGCGUUUGCGACACAUUUGAUCAGCUUCAACUGGCUGGAUGCUGACACGUUAACCAAGUAACCCAUCCAUCACGUGUGCCCGUUGGUGUCAUCGGUUCACGUCGACGGUAUACGGGACUUCCUGUAUUACAGAACUUGCCAACGGUGAUGACCCAUCACGUUGUAGCAGUUGUCUACUCCAAGCAGUUCGUUCAGAAAGGUCAAGAGCUGACGGCUUGCAUCCAUGAUCUGAUUGAAGAAACGUCCAGCGUCAAAUUUAUCCGGAAAUUCCAUUGAUGUCCGGUUACCUUGAUAAAGCAAUUAAACGCUCAAGUUAAACCAA
Aphanomyces astaci is the source of this 2836-nucleotide messenger RNA. RefSeq lists its product as hypothetical. Lineage: Eukaryota; Oomycota; Saprolegniomycetes; Saprolegniales; Verrucalvaceae. The transcript is spliced from 12 exons. Bases 63 to 1859 code for a protein of 598 amino acids. The record is from RefSeq and is a predicted model, not a curated record.